UAACCUUGGCUCGACGUCAGAGCCUGUGCAGCAGUGCAGUAUAAUGGGAGCGCAAGCAACCCAGAGCGCCUCAUAGGGGGCUGCAUAUCGCUGCUGUAUCCUCUGCUUGGCGCUCUCUGUCUCUUCUUCAGCUCUCUCCAGUACCUAACCUAUAGCCCAUGCUUGCGCCCCCCCCUCCACACUGGGUCUGUACCCUUCGACAUGGAUGUCCCGCGGACCCUCGAUCUGGAGUAUUGUUGUUUCUUGGCGCAGUGAAGGAAGAGAAGGGGAAGGGGAAGGAAUCAUGCCGGGACUGCUAAUGGAUUUAGGGAAAGCGCAAGUGACCAUGCCGUGAUCUUGCGCAACCAGGGCCGCCGUCACCCUGCCUUGCCCAACAACCGUAGAAGAAUUACAUGGGAAUCGAACCCGCGCAUCGGGGGGAUCAAACCACUGUGUAUUUUUUAAAAACAACAUGAAGAUUACCUCCCAUCUUCUGAUGAUAACCACUCUCCUUUUCAGGUCCAACCUCAGGCUGAUCCUGCUUCUGUUCCUGUUUCUUGGUUACUCUCGCGGGAUGCCACACGUUUUAAGAUUCGGAGGAAUAUUUGAAUCCAUUGAGAGCGGCCCCUCAGGAGCAGAGGAACUAGCCUUUAAAUUUGCCUUGAAUACAAUUAAUAGGAACCGCACCUUGCUCCCCAACACCACACUGACCUAUGACAUCCAGAGAAUAAACAUCUUCGACAGCUUUGAGGCCUCUAGGAAAGCAUGUGACCAGCUUUCCCUCGGGGUGGCGGCCAUUUUUGGCCCCUCACACAGCUCAUCGGCUAACGCGGUCCAGUCCAUCUGCAAUGCUUUGGGAGUGCCCCACAUCCAGACCAAGUGGAAGCAUCAAGUGUCCGACAACAGGGACUCGUACUAUGUCAGCCUGUACCCCGACUUUUCCUCGCUCAGUAGAGCCAUCCUUGACCUGGUUCACUUCUUCAAGUGGAGGACGGUCACUGUGGUCUAUGACGACAGCACAGGUACAGGUCUCAUUCGACUGCAGGAACUGAUCAAGGCCCCGUCACGAUACAAUAUUCGUUUGAAGAUCCGACAGCUGCCCACAGAGACCAAGGAUGCCAAGCCGCUUCUGAAAGAGAUGAAGAAGGCAAAGGAGUUUCAUGUCAUCUUUGAUUGUGGACACGAGAUGGCUGCGUGGAUCCUAAAACAGGCCCUGGCCAUGGGUAUGAUGACAGAGUACUACCAUUAUAUUUUUACUACCCUGGACCUUUUUGCCCUGGACAUGGAACCGUAUCGCUACAGUGGAGUCAACAUGACCGGAUUCCGCAUCCUCAACACAGAAAACUCUCAGGUGUCCUCGAUCAUUGAGAAGUGGUCAAUGGAGCGGCUACAAGCUCCACCCAAACCGGACUCAGGCCUGCUGGAUGGAUUCAUGACGACAGAUGCAGCGCUGAUGUAUGACGCUGUGCAUGUGGUGGCGGUGGCGGUGCAACAGUCGCAGCAGAUAACAGUCAGCUCUCUCCAGUGUAAUCGCCACAAACCGUGGCGCUUCGGUGGGCGUUUCAUCAGCCUCAUCAAAGAGGCUCACUGGGAUGGUUUGACAGGACGUGUUCUUUUCAACAAGACCAAUGGCCUGAGGACAGAUUUUGACCUGGAUGUCAUCAGUCUGAAGGAGGAAGGGCUGGAAAAGAUUGGAACAUGGGAUCCUCCCAGCGGUCUGAACAUGACAGACACUCACAAAAGCAAGACAUCCAACAUCACCGACUCUCUGGCUAACAAAUCCCUGCGUGUAUCCACUAUACUGGAGGAGCCAUAUGUGAUGUUUAAGAAGUCGGACAAGCCUCUCUACGGGAACGACCGCUUUGAGGGCUACUGUAUCGACCUGCUGAGGGAGCUCUCGUCCAUCCUGGGGUUCCAUUAUGAGCUGCGGUUAGUAGAAGAUGGGAAGUAUGGUGCACUGGAUGACAGCAAUGGCCAAUGGAACGGCAUGGUGCGGGAGCUCAUGGACCAUAAAGCAGACCUGGCCGUGGCUCCUCUGGCCAUCACCUACGUCAGAGAGAAGGUCAUUGACUUCUCCAAGCCCUUUAUGACAUUGGGGAUAAGUAUCCUGUAUCGCAAGCCCAACGGCACCAACCCCGGGGUCUUCUCCUUCCUCAACCCCCUCUCGCCUGAUAUCUGGAUGUAUAUUCUGCUGGCUUGCUUAGGUGUCAGUUGCGUGCUGUUUGUCAUAGCCAGGUUUAGCCCUUACGAGUGGUACAACCCUCAUCCAUGCAACCCUGACUCGGAUGUAGUGGAAAACAAUUUUACCCUGCUCAAUAGUUUCUGGUUUGGAGUUGGGGCUCUCAUGCAGCAAGGCUCAGAGCUCAUGCCCAAGGCGUUGUCAACUCGAAUAGUGGGAGGGAUCUGGUGGUUCUUCACCCUCAUCAUCAUUUCCUCGUAUACGGCCAACCUGGCUGCCUUCCUUACUGUGGAGAGGAUGGAGUCACCCAUAGACUCAGCCGAUGACCUGGCCAAACAAACUAAAAUCCCAUAUGGGGUGGUGGAGGAUGGAGCCACUAUGACCUUCUUCAAGAAGACAAAAAUCUCUACCUAUGACAAGAUGUGGGAGUUCAUGAACAGCAGGAGGCAAUCUGUGAUGGUCAAGAACGUGGAGGAGGGCAUCCAGCGUGUCCUGACCUCUGAUUAUGCUUUCCUCAUGGAGUCCACCACCAUUGAGUUUGUCACCCAGCGCAACUGUAACCUCACCCAGAUCGGAGGCCUCAUAGACUCCAAAGCCUACGGAGUGGGAACGCCUAUGGGCUCUCCAUACAGAGACAAGAUCACCAUAGCCAUUCUGCAGCUACAGGAGGAAGGGAAGCUGCACAUGAUGAAGGAGAAGUGGUGGAGAGGGAACGGCUGUCCCGAGGAAGAGAGUAAAGAGGCCAGCGCUCUGGGGGUGCAGAACAUUGGUGGGAUCUUCAUCGUGCUGGCUGCAGGACUGGUGUUGUCGGUGUUUGUGGCUGUAGGGGAGGUCCUUUACAAGUCUAAACAGAACGCACAGCUGGAGAAGAGAUCAUUCUGCAGCGCCAUGAUGGAUGAACUACGUGUGUCUCUGAAGUGUCAGCGCCGUCUCAAACAGAAGCCCCAGCCGCCCGCCAUCGUUAAGACAGAGGAGGUCAUUAACAUGCACACGUUCAAUGACAGGAGACUCCCAGGGAAGGAAACAAUGGCGUGAACGUUGGACCAUGUCCCGAACACACCCCUCAGUAAACAAAUACAGAGGGGAGACGGGGUUAAAUUAAUGCUCACUUAACCACAGACUGAAAUUAGCAGUCAAAACAGGAUUUCUUUUGAACCCACUCGCUUAUGUAGACAGAUGUUUCCUGUGGAAAUAUAGGUACCUGAGCAGUGUCACUUCACUGUGACGUCCAUUUUUUGAAGGGAUCUAGAAAGAAAGGACUCAUGGGUUUGGGUUGAUAGUAUGUAAAUUGAAAUCAUCCAAUCAGAUUUGGGACGAAACAUCUGAGUACAGUCUGGGUCUGUACUAGAAGUGGACUAAAACACACAUGCACACACACUCAUGUGACACACUUGAAGGGAAAAACUCUAUUGUGACAGUAACACCAGAUGUAGUUUUUCUGUUGAUGUCAAUGCCCUUUUGUCUUACCCUCCGUGUGUGUGUGUGUGUUUGUAGGUGUGUGUGUGUGUGUGUGUGUGUGUGUGACCCCAUCGGCCCCUCCCAUCAGUGGCUCCACUUUCUUUCAAAUCAUUUAAACAAACAGUAAUCUAACACCAACAACAGAACAAUAGUGCCGAAUGGUUUACUAUGAACCGAUGUAUAAAAUUGAUACCUAGUUUGGAAUCAUCUAUGCUGAUAAUGUUAAUUGCUCAUUGUUAUAUUCUGUAAUGCCUUUCUUGUGCCAAAGUUCUGCCAUUGUAAAGAACGUUCCACCAUGCCUAUUAUGUUCAAAGCCUCUGCAAAGCAAUGUACUGUCAAAGUCCUUAUUCACGUCUGUCCUUCUACGCCACCUGCGGUUUUCACUCUGUAUCGGUUGUUUAAAAUGCAGGAUUUCUACAAAAUGUUUGUUUUUGUACAAGAACAAGAAGUUUUGUAGUACUUUGUAUCAUGGUAGCCCUUCCCAUGGACAAAAUAUGUAGCAGAUACCAACUCAGCCCUCGGACUCUGACAACCGGGGGCUUCAAACUCUGCUGUGUAGGGUUCAUCUCGCUCAUCAUUCAGAGAUCCAGUCUUUUGUCUGUCAGCAUCGCAAGGCCAACUGUACAUACUGUCUGGAGACAGAGUGGUGGAUUUUGGAGGGUGAAAGCAAUGUAAAUGAAGUGGUGCUCAAAGUUGGCAAAAUGGUGACUGUGCUCUUGUCAGCAAAGUCCCACUGACAACCAGUGUGGUCACCUAAACGUAGCUGUGAUGAGUCACCAUGAAUGACAUAGUGAAACAUGCAAAUGUUGUUUGUGUUAAGGAUUAACAUAGAUACGAGGCUGCAGUAUUGUUAUCACACUACAUUUUAGCCCUAGGAAACUGGAAUAAAAAGUCCAAUUUUA
This is a messenger RNA of Monopterus albus (swamp eel), 4518 nucleotides long. Its product is annotated as glutamate receptor ionotropic, kainate 2. Gene Ontology annotation, cellular component: membrane. Gene Ontology annotation, biological process: monoatomic ion transport. The record is from RefSeq and is a predicted model, not a curated record. Gene Ontology annotation, molecular function: signaling receptor activity; ligand-gated monoatomic ion channel activity. Lineage: Eukaryota; Metazoa; Chordata; Actinopteri; Synbranchiformes; Synbranchidae. Bases 452 to 3193 code for a protein of 913 amino acids. The transcript has 16 exons.